AUGGAGCAAAACGAGAGACUGCUUUUUUAUAUCACGUAUAACCACUGCUCUGCAGCAGAGCAGCCUCCUUUUGCUGAGCCUCACAAUGGUUCCCAAGCUGACCUCACCAAGACAGUUCCGAGUAAUAAAUACAGGGCACGCAGAGAGGGGGUGGAAUCACAGGACGAUACAGACAGAGAUCUUUUGUACUUUGAGACCAUGAAGGUUUUUGUGAUAUCACUUUUGUGUCUUGCUGUGGGCUGUUUAUCAGCAGAUAACAAAACACAACAACAUGAUACUGGAAACAGCAGGGAAAUCACGCGCCUCUUACACAAUUCCAACGGGAUUCUAGAGAGCAUAAAUGAAAUCCUGUCAGGAAUACCGUCCCUUUUAUCAUUUGCAGUUGCAGAGAAACCAUCACAUAAUGAUACUUCUCAAAGUACCAGGGAAUUUAGAACACAAGCCUGUGAUUGUGACUACCACCCUGGCGGAUGUACCAUUAGUCAAUUACCCCCUGCCGGCAAGGCCUGCCAUUGUACAUACAAAGGAGCCUGGACAUGCGGUGGAGAAGUUAGAGACUGUGCACAACGUGAUGCUCAUUUUUGCAAAAACCCAGACUACAACCUGCAAACCUGUCUGCAGGGGGGUGGGGACUGUGAUGCCUACCCUGAUAGAUGUGACUGCAACUAUCAUCCUGGAGGCUGCAGAAUUGCUGUGACAUCCCCCUCAAAUACUGCCUGUAAAUGUAUCUACAAGGGAGCCUGGACGUGUGGAGCCAAAAUUGUGAGAUGCAAAGAUCCCAACAAUGAGAAAUGCAAAAAUCCUGAUUCAUCAAAACAGUCUUGUCAGCAAGGAGGCGGCGACUGUGACGCAUAUUAAUCAAACUACUGAAGCUUGGAUGUGAAAAUCAUUUAAAAGUUUCCAUGUAAAAAAAAAUCUUACAAUGUAAUCAUUUAAUAAAUUAAUUUACAAAACUGUAA
Messenger RNA from Bombina bombina (fire-bellied toad), 959 nucleotides. RefSeq lists its product as uncharacterized. Bases 1 to 858 code for a protein of 285 amino acids. The transcript is spliced from 5 exons. NCBI's taxonomy places the organism in Eukaryota, Metazoa, Chordata, Amphibia, Anura, Bombinatoridae. The record is from RefSeq and is a predicted model, not a curated record.